CAUGUCGUUUUCUGAUACGUUUAAUCACGGACGUGAUAUAAGUUAGUGGUUUAGUUGCAUCUAUGAUGUACUAAUUGGAACAUUUUCAGGCGAGUUCAUCAGAUAAUAUCCAACGGAUUUAAAGAAUUUGAGAGCCUGGGAAAACAGUGAUCAUCCUCUUUGAAAGAAACCAUGGCAGAAGGAGGGACACAGGACAAAGACUCCGUUUUAGAUUUUGAUGAAGAGGAAGCAGAAGAAGACACUCCACUUGAAAAGAGGAAAAAGAUUUUUUCCAAAGAAUUGCGAUGUAUGAUGUAUGGAUUUGGAGAUGACCAGAAUCCAUACACAGAAUCAGUUGAUCUGCUUGAGGAUCUUGUUAUAGAGUACAUCACAGAAAUGACCAAGAAGGCCAUGGAUGUUGGGCGACCAGGUCGCAUUUCAGUGGAAGACAUCAUCUUUGUGAUAAGAAAAGACCCCAAAAAAUAUUCCCGUGUGAAAGAAUUGCUUUUGAUGAGUGAAGAACUUCGGAAGGCUCGAAAAGCUUUUGAUGAGAUCAAAUAUGCAACAACUAAGUGAUUGUAUUAUAUAAAUUAUCUGUUAUAUAUGUAGAUACCAAACAUAAUGAGUUGCUGGUGUGUGUAUAGACAAGUUUGUGUAUGCUGACAUGCCAGCUUCAUGAUAGACAUGUGAAGUCAUUGACAGUAAAGUAUGCAGUUAAAAAAAAAAGAUUUGAAAUAAAAUGUGUUUUAUGUG
Molecule: messenger RNA, 732 nt
Organism: Pomacea canaliculata
Lineage: Eukaryota; Metazoa; Mollusca; Gastropoda; Architaenioglossa; Ampullariidae
Product: transcription initiation factor TFIID subunit 13-like
Exons: 4
Coding region: 172-555 (127 amino acids)
Biological process (GO): transcription by RNA polymerase II
Cellular component (GO): transcription factor TFIID complex
Molecular function (GO): protein heterodimerization activity
Source: RefSeq, a predicted model, not a curated record